Octopus bimaculoides (California two-spot octopus) is the source of this 3326-nucleotide messenger RNA. RefSeq names its product V-type proton ATPase subunit S1. Gene Ontology annotation, molecular function: ATPase activator activity. The record is from RefSeq and is a predicted model, not a curated record. Gene Ontology annotation, cellular component: proton-transporting V-type ATPase complex. Lineage: Eukaryota; Metazoa; Mollusca; Cephalopoda; Octopoda; Octopodidae.
UCUCAUGUGAGUGACUCUAGAAUAUAUUAGCAGACAGAUCCACAGAGAAACUGACAAUUAUUUCUGGGUUGAAGCCUUUGCUUCAUAUUUCAGGGGAUUUAUUAAAUAACAAUACAUAAAUAUAUAUACAUAUCUGUUCUAAAUGGAUUACCGAGGAGUUGGUUCUAUAUUUUCUAUUAUUUUAAUUUCAUUAGCACCAAUAUUUGCAAAUGAUGUACCUGCUCUGAUAUGGUCACCUUCACGUUCAAUGAAUGACCUGCCCACAGUAUUUAUGGGUAAUAAAGUCAGUGCUGAUACUUUCCAUAACAAUUACCUGUUGCCACUAUCAAAAGAGUCCAGAUCCAUUGUGAUUUUUCUUCAAGACAAGCUUGGACUUAACCACCUGUCUCAUUAUGCUGACAUAUAUAAUGAUGACGGGAAAGGUGGAGUAUUUAAAAAUGUCAAGAAAUUCAUGGAAAACAGCUUCUCAACCAACUUGGCAUCAGUCAGUAAUCCAAUGGCUGCAGUAGAAGGUUUGAAGAAAAAAUUCCUUGACAACUUUAUAGAAGUUCACAAUCCACUAAAGAUUGCUUCAAUGAAGCUAAACACAGACAAAUCUCAUUUGUUUCUUGUGCACCUUCCUGAUUUAAUUGGAUCUUCUAAUGAAGCAGUAACUCUGAAAAACAAUGAUGACUUGAUUGCAAAGACAUUGAAAGAUUUGAAUCAAAGAGGCUUCCAUUAUUCAGCUGUGUUAACUGGGAUGACUCCUGAUAAGGAAGCUGCUGAGUCUAACUAUCUGGGACGUCAUCUAUUACAAGCCAAGGAACCUGCUAACCAAAAUUCAACCCCUAUCUAUUUACCUUAUCCCACUUGUCCUUUUUAUGCCCAAAGUAUUUCUUUGAAUGUAUUUGAAGGCAACAAUGUAACACAAUAUAAAUUUUCCAAUUUAACUUCCCAUAAUGUUACAUGUAACAACAGAUCAGCAAGUUAUAUAUUCCAACUGCAGUCUACAGUUCCAACUUUCAGUGCAACUUUUAAUCUUGAUAUUAUCUUGAAUUCCUCUGACUGGCGCAUUGAUUCAUUUGUUGUGGAAUAUGAACUGAAUGGAACAACUCACACUCCUGGCUUGAAAGCUCAAUUUAUCUCAGCCCCUAAAGUGUUUUCUUAUCAUUGUACUAAGUUGAUAUUGUUGCGUGAAAGUCAAAAUAGCAGCAGAAUUAGUGUUGAAAUCAAGGGGCUACAGAUUCAGCCUUUUGAUGGGAGAAAUGGAACAUUUACCAACAAUGUGUGGGAUUGUACAGGUUUCUUUUCCAUUGGUAUUUGGAUGGGGUUGAUUAGUACACUUAUUCUUGGUAUGAUUCUUGCAUUUGGUCUGUGUAUGAUUAUGGAUAUCAAAACUAUGGAUAGAUUCGAUGACCCUAAAGGCAAAAUGUUUUCAGUACCAGUAAUGGAGUGAUAGAGUUUGAAAUGAUUUUAAUACUAAAAAUCUAAAAACAAGCAAAAACAACAAAAACAAAACAAUCUUAAUACAAUAACAUCAAAGACGAAUUUAGUUCCAAUAGUUUCAAUUGUUAGGUAUAUAAAAAAAACAAAAUAGAUCUUCUUGAUAAACACCUUAGAGAUAUUUUCAUAAAUCAAGGUUUAGUAUUAAAUUCUGUGAAUUUCACAAAACUAUCUGAUCUUUAAUUUGUUUUCUCAUGUUGGUAAAUUUAGUGAAUUACACUUUUUUUUUACUGAGAUUUAUUUAUUUAUUUAAAUUAUUUUCAAUAUGAAAUCUGUAUUGUCAUAUAUAUAUAUAUAUAUAUAUAUAUAUAUAUAUAUAUAUAUAUAUAUAUAUAUAUAUAUAUAUAUCUUUCUUCUUAGUGUUUUUUGUUUCUAAGGUUUAGGUUAAUAUAAGUUGCUUAAUUAUAAAAUGCUAAUUGUUUACCUUUUUGCUUUUAGUUUCUUAAUAUGUUUUGUACUGCUGAAAACAUUUAGCAAUGAUUUUUUUCAAAAAAAUUAUUUUUGUCACUACUAAUUUAUAGGGUUAAUUAAUUUCAUCUGGAUUGUGAAAUAAUUUGUGUUAACUUGAUGAGUCUUCAUGGAAUGGUGAAUGAGCUGCAUCUAAUUUACAUCUUUAUCAAGAGAACACCUUCAUCGUAAAUCUCUUGUAAAUAAUAUUUUAAAAGCUGUACAUUCUCUGUCUUUUCAUUCUGUAUCAUCAACCCAUAUUGGCCCACUGAAUAAUAUUCUUUCUUCUUUCUAUAAAGAAUACCUUCUUAACAUUCCUACUGCUAGAAUUCUAGUCCCUGCUCAAAAGAAUGUUUCAUAUUGGCUUAUACAGCUGCAAGGAUCAAACCAGAACAAGCGAUACUAUAAAUUACAAAAGUUUGUUACUGUUAUUUUUUUGUUUUGGAGGUGUUGUGUUAUUAGUAGAAUUAUUAUCAGCUUAGUGAUAAUGUUCUGAAAAUAUCUGUAAAGUUGUCUUCUGUAUGUAUAUAUUGAAAAAUGUGAUUUAUUUAUUUUUUUUUUCAUGUUUGCAUUUGAAAGAAUUGAAUUCCAUUGAAACUAGUUAAUUUCAAUAAAAAGGAAACUCAAUUUAGAAUUUACUUCUAAAGUUAAAAAUCAAAGUAAAGAUUUACUUUUUCUUGUAAUUUAAAGGUUACUCUCUGUGUCUCCCUAUAUGUGUGUGUGUGUGUGUAUGUAUAUAUAUAUAUAUAUAUAUAUAUAUACACACACACACGCACUCACACUCACAUGUAUACAUGCAUAUAUAUACACAUUCAUAUACAUGUGUUUGUGUGUAUAUAUAUAUGUGUGGGUGUAUGUGUUCAAAAUGUAGAUUAAUUUGUAAAUUUGCAAAGCUCUUUAAAAAAAGCCUUUCCAAAUAUAUAAUGUAUAAAAAAUUUCUCAAGAAAUAGUUUAAAAUGAAACUAAAAAUUACAGCAGUUAAUUCAGUUAAACUGUAUUAUUAGAAAAAAAAAUUUUUUUUUUUCCCCAAGAAUUAAAUGAAAAAUUCAAAAGGUUAGUCUUCCAAGCAAUAUCUUGACAUUCUGCUCUUGGAGUAUCUAACUGCCAAUACAUUGCAUUGGACUUUUAUUCAAGGAAUUUAUCAAAACGUUUUCAUAAUCAGAAAAGUGUGUUGUAAGAGAAAAAACUCUGAUUGUGAUUAAUUUCACCUUUCUAUUUGUGAAAUUUUGUAGAAUUGGUUAGAGAUAAGAUAUGACUUAGAUCAACUCAUAGUUUUUUCUUGGAUCACUGAUACAACCAUUGUUAUAUUUCUGGAAAAUUGUUGCAUAAGUUGUUGAUAUUGUUCUUUUCUCUCUUUUUUUUUUUUUGUGAAUAAAAUAAUGGAGAAAAAAAUUAAA